AUGGGGGCAGAUUUGAUGAAAUUGAAGGAAGCCAUGGGUGGCGUGAGGCAACCCGAGUUUGGAGCAGACAAGCAGGCUCAGCUCAGGAGGAGAAACGCGGCAGAAGGGAGCCGUGACCGCGCGAUGGCGGCACAGCCGCGACCGAGAAACGGAAGAAGAGUGCAGGUGGGAUGCCAUGGGAUGUGCGACCAGGCCAGGCCAGUGUCGAGAAGCGAAUGCUCGCCCCAGUACUUGGUACUCCAUAGCAGCUUCAGCUCGUCUCACCAGCCAUCUCCAAUCAUGGAAUCGUUGAUUGCCUGCCUGCUUAUACCGGCCUGGCCCCAUUCCCAACCCAACCCCUCCCCUGUGCAGCGGGAUUCUGGGGACGAGGACGGUGGUGGCUCCGCUGUUGUUGAUGGAGAUGCAGAUGUGACUAUCGUCCAUUCUGGGGGCAGUGCAGUGCAGUGCAGUGCAGACGUUCAAAAAGAGCGCGAACAGCGUGGCUAA
Messenger RNA from Colletotrichum lupini, 486 nucleotides. RefSeq lists its product as uncharacterized. The coding region runs from base 1 to 486 and encodes 161 amino acids. The transcript is spliced from 4 exons. NCBI's taxonomy places the organism in Eukaryota, Fungi, Ascomycota, Sordariomycetes, Glomerellales, Glomerellaceae. The record is from RefSeq and is a predicted model, not a curated record.